This is a messenger RNA of Sphaeramia orbicularis (orbiculate cardinalfish), 3965 nucleotides long. RefSeq names its product phosphatidylcholine:ceramide cholinephosphotransferase 1. The record is from RefSeq and is a predicted model, not a curated record. Gene Ontology annotation, cellular component: endoplasmic reticulum membrane; plasma membrane; Golgi membrane. Gene Ontology annotation, molecular function: protein binding; ceramide cholinephosphotransferase activity; sphingomyelin synthase activity. NCBI's taxonomy places the organism in Eukaryota, Metazoa, Chordata, Actinopteri, Kurtiformes, Apogonidae. The transcript has 6 exons. Gene Ontology annotation, biological process: ceramide biosynthetic process; sphingomyelin biosynthetic process. The coding region runs from base 412 to 1635 and encodes 407 amino acids.
GAACUCCCCGCUUCUCCAGUCAGAUACCGCCUACCUAUGAAAACACCGGAGAAAUUCAACACAGGACUUCAUGUAAUCACAUUGCAGCGGUCACUACAACGAUUACGAGACAAUAUUUACAUAUAUCGACGACAAGGGCUGGACUGUAAGGGGAAAACCAAUGAGCUGAAGCAAGCCAAAGGAUUUCUCACAGCGUUUCACCUGCUAGCUGUUGACCCAAACCCUCUCCCUCUUCAACACUUCAACAGGCAGCCGGGGUCCCUCUGGGUGCCCCUGUUCCAUGCUUAAGAAACGCAAUGUGCCAAAGCUGGAGAGGACUUACCACUGCCCCAUAGAAAGCCAAAACUCCUGUAGAGCUUCCCCCUCCAGCCUGAGGACCUCCUAAUCCUCCACACUGCCUCCACAAAGACCAUGAUGAAGAAGGUAGGGGUGUGGUCAGAGGAGGAUGUCUCUAGCUGGUUGAUCGAAGAGGGCAUGUCAGAAUAUGCGGACGCUCUCCGUGGGACAGAUGGCCCUGCCUUGCUGAGGCUCACGAAGGAAGAUUUUAAGAGGGCUCCCCUCUCGCUGGUCUCGUCUGAUGGCGGGCAGCAGUUGUUGGAACGUGUGGAGACAUUGCAAAUAGAGAACCACAUGGAGGCUCAUAAAAACGGUCAUACAAACGGGCACGCCGGUGGGCUGCCCAACGGGACUACCAAACCCCAGAGGAAUGGCACCCUAAAGGACUACAGGAUGGAGAUGGUCCACAUCCCCAUCCCUACAAAGGAGGCUGUGCGCACUCCAUUCCCUGCAGAGUGGGGGAAAACGGGCAUAGCCUUUGUCUACGCAGUGGUGUGUUUCGUCACCACCACUGUUGUAAUUUCUGUGGUCCACGAGAGAGUACCGCCAAAGGAGCACACCCCACCACUACCCGAUAAGUUCUUUGACCUGUUUGAUAGAGUGGAGUGGGCCUUCUCUAUCUGUGAAAUUAACGGUUUGCUGCUGGUGGCACUGUGGUUACUACAGUGGCUUCUACUAAAGUACAGGUCAAUUAUAGGCAGAAGGUUCUUCUUCAUUGUCGGCACACUUUAUCUGUAUCGGUGUAUUACAAUGUAUAUCACCACUCUGCCUGUUCCUGGGAUGCACUUCAAAUGUUCCCCAAAGCUCCUUGGGAACUGGGAGGCACAGAUGAGAAGAAUAAUGAAGAUGAUUGCUGGUGGUGGCCUCUCCAUUACCGGCUCCCACACAAUGUGUGGAGAUUAUCUAUAUAGUGGCCAUACAGUUAUGUUGACACUAACAUACCUCUUCAUCAAGGAAUAUUCCCCCAAGCGCUUCUGGUGGUACCACUGGCUUUGCUGGAUCCUGAGCGCUAUUGGAAUUUUCUGCAUCCUUCUGGCCCACGACCACUACACUGUGGAUGUGGUGGUGGCGUACUUUAUCACUACACGCCUCUUCUGGUGGUACCACACUAUGGCCAACCAGCAGUCACUAAAGGAGACGUCUCAGAGUAAUCCUUUUUCCCGGGUAUGGUGGUACCGAUUGUUCCAGUACUUUGAGGAAAACGUCAAUGGCACAGUCCCUCGUAACUAUCAGCUGCCGUCGUGGCGAGCGUUUCAGUGGAGCCGCGGUGUCAAGUACAGCAGACUGGACAUCCAGUGACCCCUGCUUCUGUCCAAGCAGGCGAGGACUGGGACUUCAAAAAGUGCCGUUUGUUUUUCUCAACUCCACAAAAGACGGCUCUGUUCAUGUAGCGCUGUCCUCUCACCUCUAUUAAAAGACACCUCCCUGUCCAAAUGGUAUCACUGUGACCCACCUAGUAUUUUUUUUUUUUUUUCUGUUUAUGUACAUAUUCGUAUUUUUAAGUUCUCUCGCGUCCUCUAUCUGUUAUUGUUUGUCAACACAGAGCACUAAUUUAUAUCGGUUUAGUGUCUUGUCCGCUCUCGGGGCCACGGUGCAGUUUCUGCUUCCGUAGCAGAUCUAUGAAGCAUUUCAAUAAAUAUAUCAAUAAUCAAACUUCUCGCUUUGGCCACAAGGACACAAUACUUUUUUCUCGCAGCACAAAAACUUAUAAUUAAUGUCUUCGUGUUCUUACAAGAUUUUUUUAGUGCAAAUAGUGUCAAUCGAACUCUUAUUUGAUAACCAAAAUGCCAUAAGCAUUUUUUUUCCUUUUUAUAGCAGAUUACUUUUUGUAAACUGUACUUGCUAAAAUGAGUCAAAGGUGCAAAAAAUUAUUUUCUAAGUAUGUCAAACUUUAUUUUUCAAAAACAAAUGAUGUCCAACAAAAAGAUUUUUAGAUUUUUACCUUUUUCAAGAUGGAUAAUGGAGAGCAUACAAAUCUAACGUGGUAUAGCAUUAUUCUAGUGCCUUUCUUAGCUUGAUUGUAAAACAGUUCAAGUCCUACGUGUCUUGUGUCCCUCGGCUGCUGGUGUGUGCACACGGCCGUACGAGGCAGUACCUUACGAUAGUUGACAGUCUCGUUCCCAUGAAUGUAAAAGCAACUACGCCAGCCUUACCAGAAGAUUGGUCUUCCCAAAAAUUUCAGUGCAGUGGGUGAAACGUCCCAUUUUCUAUAUGGAUGCUUUACGAUGUCAGUUUGCUCUUGAUCAGUUAAUGCUGUGCUAACAACAGAAAAAUGACUGUUAACUGUAUUUUUUUUAAAAGUCUGUAUCAUUUCAUUGUUUAUUACUUAACCACCAGCCAUAUUUAAGGUAUGUCUUUCCUGACCACUGAUGUUUUGUCCAUCGUGAUGUUAUCUGCUAAUUAUAACUGUUUAAAUGGAAAAUUUAGAUAAGUGAUGCGGAGUUAACUUAUACUGGAAACUUGUGCAUCACUGCUGCAUGUCUUGCUCCAGAGAUAGAAACUAUCUCUUGUUCCUCACUUUAAAACCCACAAUGUUUUCAUCACUGACUCGUACCUGUGUAGAGACAGGACUGAAGAAUCACGUCCGCUGUCGGUUAAGUUGCCAUUUGUUUAAUGGGUCGAUUAUGUUGUAUUUAGGAAUGUCAAAGAGUGAAAAACAGAAGCUUUAGGCAGAGUUUCUGAGCAUGUCUGUAAUGGUUCUGUUUGUGCUUUUGUUGUAUUUAUCAUGUUCGUACUAUACCAAGCUGCUACCUUUAUAGUUUGAAGACAGUGUAUGUUCUACUUUGCCUCCAAAGUGCAAUGCAAAAACUUGGUUUAACAGUAACAAACACAAUAGAUAUGUGAGGGGGAACAAACGAAAGCAUAAUGCACAGAGCUGGUGAUAUAUUUGGCCAUAUGUAUGCAAAUAGCAUAACUUUGAUUUCCAUGAAUGUGAAAAUGCGUCCUUGUUUAUGAUCCUAAUCAUACAUGUUGACUUGUUUUUGCUCUUUUUCUUUGUUUAUAUAUGACUGAACUGUAAAGAAUAAAUAUUAUACAAGUUCAUCUGUAGGGAAGGACUUCAAUAUUUUUCAAAUGUUCAACAGAUUAGCUUUGAUAAAUAAAAACUGCACUAAGCUUUAGAUUAAUGAAAUCCCAAGUUUCUAAUAAAGUUGAGUCAUUUCUUUAAAUGGUGUGAAAUGAGGUGGGAAAAAAAUAACCUUUUUAAUCUAAGUUUAUGAAGCUAACAUGUUUUAGGGUCUUAUUGUAUGACUCAGAGGUGAACCCACCUUCCUGUAGCAUUGUCCAAGUAUUUCACCUUUAUAGUCAGCGGCAUUCUUUACCCUUUAGACAGCAGGUUCCUCAAAUACGGCCAUAUUUUAUUUUAUUUUUGUUUUAAUUUGAGAUGUGUUGAAGUUAUGCAACUUCUUUUCACAUUUGAGGACUUCGAAACAGAUGAAGGGUGGAGUUUGACGCUCAAGUUGGAAUAUUGUUUUGUCCUCUUAAGAAAUGAAAGGUGGCUCUUUCUGUAUGUUUCUCCGUUGACUGUUUAUCCAAUUUGUCCCUUUUGUGUGUACGCAGAUGUUUGUAAGAUAUGAAAAAGGAUUCUACUUGGGACGCUUUUGAAUAAAAAGAUUUUACUAUAAAGUCAA